AUGGGGAAUGCUCAAAGCCACACAUCCGAACCCUUUACUGAGAACGGUGAAGAAAAGUAUGCCAAAUUUGAUGAUAACUGGUUUGGACAAGGUGUUUCCAGAUAUGCCUACCAAGGGAGAAAAAAGCCUGUCAAUAGCUGGUGGUUCCAACGCGGUGAGCGAUGCGCUGUGAAACUCUAUAAAGAGGGCCACAUUGCCAGAAUGAGAGAAGACGCUUGGAAAGCGGACCAUCGCGCCUCUUCGAAAGCACAAGAAAUGGCUGUGGCGUUCAACUUCAAAAACGACCUUGUAGACAUUGAAAGGAUUGAGUUUCUCAUUCCCAUCAUCUCCAAAGUCAAGACGUUUGCUUCCCACAAGCAGCGAGGAGGAGACCCUUUUCCUAAAACGAUUCGCGGAGCCCAUGAUGGAGAUGCAGCGAGAGCCGAUGUGAUGGUCCCAGAGGGUGCCACAGUAGCAAUUGAGCGUUUCCUUCCGGGACGGUACGUCCACUUCUUAAGCAAUUCUGCUUACGUCAACCCCGACGAGGAUACCCUAGUUCCAGAAGCCUUCUCCCACUUCACGUACCAUGAAUCAAACGGCGAGAUCCUUGUGACAGACUUACAAGGAGUUCAAAACCCGAAAAGCUACAUGUUCACCGAUCCAGCAGUCCACAGCAUGGAGCAACAUGGGAAAACACUCGGCUGGUACGGCCCAACCGAUCUUGGGGUGUACGGCCAAUCCGCUGAGACUAUUGCACUGGAGUACAUCCUGCGUAAUGAGCUUACAACUCUUCAUGGUGUACCAGAUGCUUGA
Molecule: messenger RNA, 792 nt
Organism: Patiria miniata (bat star)
Lineage: Eukaryota; Metazoa; Echinodermata; Asteroidea; Valvatida; Asterinidae
Product: alpha-protein kinase 1-like
Exons: 2
Coding region: 1-792 (263 amino acids)
Biological process (GO): protein phosphorylation
Molecular function (GO): ATP binding; protein serine/threonine kinase activity
Source: RefSeq, a predicted model, not a curated record